This is a messenger RNA of Lepisosteus oculatus (spotted gar), 5264 nucleotides long. RefSeq names its product tetraspanin 10 (gene tspan10). Lineage: Eukaryota; Metazoa; Chordata; Actinopteri; Semionotiformes; Lepisosteidae. Gene Ontology annotation, cellular component: plasma membrane. The record is from RefSeq and is a predicted model, not a curated record.
CUGAACAGAUAACCGUCUAAACUCGUGGAAAAUACUGAAAUUAAUCUACACGAUUAAAUGUAUAUUGAAUGUAUUUUAAGUAGCUCCAUUUGGCUAGGGCACAGAUACCCGCUUCUUACACGACGAAUAUCUCCCAAAAUAUUUUCGGUGUCAUUCCUGUGCACGGAGCAUAAAUCGUGCAAUUCCAAAACGUAAACUCUCUUAAUUCUCUAGUUUAUACACACCAUCACACAGAUCUCUCAGUACCCCUGACACAGUGAGGACGGCUUUAAUCUCUCUCCUAUGACUCUCACAUGAUGAAGAAUUCCGAGAGUAGCUCGAAACCCAGGGGAUACACAGUGCACAGCCUUUAUCCUCACAAAAGCAGCAGCCUCAGUGUCACUGCUGAAGAGGCAACAAGAGCCUUUCCUUUUUGGCGAUUUUGAGGCUUUCAGUAUGAGGGGGUACAUGGCAUCAGUCAGGUCUCCAUUUUCGUGGAUGAAGAGGAAUGAAAGCCAAAAUGAUGAGAAAAGUUUUCUAAUACCAAAGGGAGAUGGAGAUAAGGAGCCGUUGGGCGCUAAUGCAUACACAGACCCUGGAGAGAGCUAUGAAGGACGGAUGCAAGACCAGCAAUCAACAUCCACCCACUCUGACACAGAGGGACAAACAGAAGCCAGGGCCUCUCUGUUCUCCAGGCUGAUCGAGAGAGCAGGACUUGGGAGUCGAGGCAGACCCAAGAAGCCAGCACUGUUGGACAAGACAACAUUGGCAUCACAGGACUUUGUUUUCUUUGGGCCUCCACAGGAUCACAAACAUAGCAGCCUGACCAGCCGCUGCCUGAAAUACCUCCUGUUUUCCAGCAACUUCAUCUUCACCCUGUUGGGCUUGUUGGCUCUGGCCAUUGGCCUCUGGGGACUGGUAGACAAGGAGUCUUUUUCCCAGGAAAAGAUUGGGCAUAUUGGAACUGACCCCAUGUUAAUCUUUGUGACCCUGGGGCUGGUCCUCUCACUGCUGUGCCUCACAGGCUGUGUGGGCGCCCUGAGAGAAAACCAGUGCCUACUCAGAACCUUCUCUCUGGGAGUGCUAGUCCUUGUGACAUUGCAGGUGCUGUCCAGUAUUGUGGCGUACACACUUCGCAACCAGAUUGAGGGAUACCUGCGCAGUGGCAUGCUGACCGCCCUGGGACGCUAUCAGGAUGACCUGGAUCUGAGGUUCAUCAUGGAUGAAAUCCAGAUAGGACUGCAGUGCUGUGGGGCAGAUAGCUACCGUGACUGGGAACUGAACAUGUACUUUAACUGCUCUGCCCCAGGUGUCCAGGCUUGUGGGGUGCCCGCCUCCUGCUGUAUCGACCCGCUGGAGAAUGGCACAGUGUGGAACUCACAGUGCGGUCUUGGAGCCCAGCUGCUCGAUGAGUUCUCCGCUCAAAGCGUGAUCUACCUGGGUGGCUGUCUGGGUGGCAUCUCACGCUGGAUCAGGCAACACACGGGCAUCACUGGCAUGGUGGGCAUUGUUCUUCUAGGGGUGCAAAUCCUGAGCCUGUUCAUUGCCAUGCAUUUGGUGGAUGAUAUUCAGAAGAGCAAAACAUACUUACAAGCCAGCAUGUGAUUACCUUAGCUGCCAUCCACUAGAAACACAAUAAAUAGAAUAAAAGAAUUCUCUUCGUCAGAUAUGCUGCAUGGCUUAUGAAGUCUCUGCACAAAUUCUCUGUGUAUUCUGUUGGUGGAAAUGUCAUUUUAUUUUCUCUACAAUCUAAAGGACUAGAAUUUUAAUGUAAUUUAUAAUAAACCUUUGUUUAACAAGAUUGAUGAAGAUUGAUGAACUGAGAACACAUAAUGACAAUAUGCAGAGUACCCAUUUAUACAAGAAGGUUGUAUUGGAGCAAUGUCAGUGAAGCACAGUAGUGUUACCAGUAGUGUUACCAUCCUGUAGACUGAUCUUGUUAUACCCCAGAAGCUGAAGAAUAGUGCUAUGGGAAACAUCUAUGAAAACCAGUUUGCUACUAUAAGUAGUGUUGCUGAGCCAGUAGGUGGCACUUUUAUCUGUGAACCAGAAUUUCCCAUCUACUGCUCCAGUAUGGUGAAGAGAGAGAGUCUUUAUUAUCCUCAAUUUGUUUUACAGCAGCAGAAAUAUAAAGAAAAACAAAAAAUGUUCACAUACAGUACAUGUACAAGAAUCAUCUAUUAAAAACAGAGUUAAGGCCACAGGUAUAAAUGAGAAGUUAAAUCUGUUUGUUUUUAGAUUGGAAAAUCUGUAUCUGUGCUCUGAGAGGAGUGUAAUUUAACUUUGUUAAGUAAAGGGUGUGAAAAGUCCUCUAGGAUGGGAUAUGUUUUAUGCAAGACUUGUGACUGACAUGGAAUAGUGCAGAAUGAUCAGCACAUCAAUAUAUUUGUGACAUUGAUUGACAAUGUUCUCCAAUUUGUUCUUAUACCUCAGACUCAGAUUCCCAAACCAGCAGAUCAGUGCAAACGUUAAAACAGUUUCAAUAAAAGACUGCUUAAACAUGAUCAACAACAAAUUAUCAAUCUUAAAUUGUUUAAGCUUCCUUAAGAAAAAGAGAAUCUGUUGCCCAUUUUUGAAAAUAGAAGAGACAUUUGCCUCAAACUUUAACAUGCAGCCUAGAAAAGUCCCUAAAUACUUAUAUUUAUUCUUAUAUUUAUUCACCAUUUCCUCUGGGAAAUUAUUGCAGGUUUGAGUUAGGGUCUGAGGUUCUGAAAUCAAGAUGAAAGGUUACACUGUGCCAUCCUUCUGAUGAGGUCCUGUCUACUUGGUCAUUACGAAUCUCAUGGCACUGUUUAUAAGAGUGUAGAAUUUGGUCCUGAAGUUCUGGCUGAAUGUCACUGUGAGUUUGCACAAUCUGGCCUUCCAAACAUUUUCCUGGCUCAAACGGUGAUAGUUUUUCACUUCUUCACCAGUAGGUUGCAGAGUGGCUGUUGUGUGUCACUCAGGUGGGUGCUGCACUUCAGCGUUGAAUGAAAUGGAAUUCUUCCCAAAAGUAAAACAUAUUGGGAACAUUUGGGAAGAAAAGAACAGCUGUGACUCUCCUGGGAGAUAAAAUUCCUAACUAUAGUUUUUAUGGGGUUCUUUUUAUUUGUUACUAUUUUAUUGAUUAUUUGCUGUACUAGCCUUUCUUGGUGGCCAUUAUGUGUACUGUGCAUUAUAAAUAUUUAAAUAUAUAUUUAUUCAGAGGACUAUCUUAACAGUGGAGGUGCUAUAUGUCCUGCCUGAUAUUGAUUAUGUAAACCCAGGAAGAAUGUUUUCAGAAAGCUAUACCAUGACUGACACUUGAAGAUGUUACUUUCAUGUGUUUUUUAUGCACAGUAGCCUCAGCUAUUGCAAAUACAUAGUAUGAGGGAGGAAAAACAUUUGUUUUAAAAAUCAUUUGAGAAUUACCAGUGUACUCCUAGAACUGACAGUGCAAAAAUAUUUCUUUUGAGCAUUAGUAUAUGCCCAUUCUUCUGUGUGGAACAAGAAUUCACAAAAGCAAACAGCAAGAGAGAUAUUGUGGCAAAAGUUGUAAUGUUGAACUCGGUCUAAAGGACACUGAAAUAAACACAUGCAAGAUGCAGAAAGUUUAUUUUUCCUGUUUUUUUCAAGCUUUAUUUUGAUUUGAUCCUGUAGAGAGGACAUUCAUUCACUUUGGUUUCUGAUGACAUGGGAGCACUGCCUUUGCUGAAUAACAGUGGUUCAUAUUGAAGGAUCACUCCUGAUAUCACCCACAAUGCACUGCAGCAGAAGGUGUAGUCUCUUUUCUCAGUGACAAGAAAUGACCAAUUCCCCAUUCAGCCACACCAACUACUGCAGAUUGUUAGCACUGGUAUCAGUAUACAAACUGAUCUCAGGUUGGUACUCAGCGGCUUGAACCCACACAUUAGAAUAAGAAAAGAGAAAAAGAAAGAACUGAAAAUGAAAAGGUAAAGUUAGAUGGAAAAAAGGAGAGCCAUAAAAAUAGAAUCAAAUGGAGAAUAAAGUUCAAACAGUAUAAGAAAAAUAAAGCGUAUAUGAAGACAGUGCAAACUGGUGCCAUAAUGUUGCAUAGCUCUGUUAUAUUCAAGCCCCAAAUUGCUAAUUUAGCUUGAGUUCAGCCAUACGUAAAAUGGCCUUGCAGUGCAUGCUUCAAUAUAUAAUAUGUAAUAUAUAAAUAUGUAAAGGGAUGAUGCAUGGUAGAGAAAAUUGAAUUUAUUAACAGUGAAAAUAAUAUAGUGAAACAAAAAAUUAAAGAAAGUGACAUGCAAAGGUAAAUACCUGAGAUGCAAUAGAAGGGACGAGAGAAAGAUUUUGACAAAGACGCACACUACAACAUAAUACACGUACAUGGGACAUAUAAAAAUAAUGAUCAGGCAGAGGUAUAGGGACUGAGGUGCACCUGGGCAUUCAACACAAUGAUGUCAGGCAAAUAGAAAUGAAAUGAAAGGUCAAAGUGAAAACAAUGCAAAACAGGGAUAGGUGCAAUUUAGAGGGAAGCAUGCCAGAAGCUACACAUUAAUAAUCAAUGUGAUGACACGGGUAUAAACAUGCAAUGACAAUGACGUCGUGAAGCUACAGUACCUGAAAACUGAAACACACGGAUGACAGGAAGACAGCUGAGAUGAUUACAGAAGAUGAUAACAUACAGAAGAAAUGCGCAAUGGGACACGAAGAUGGAACACCAUAAAAGAAAGGGAGCAUGCCAAAAGAAUGAAAUGAAGGGAAAUGAAAACAGAAUCGAAUGGCCACUAAGGGGAAGGUGAGGGUGAGAAGAGAAAACACAUUACAAGACAGCACAAAACUGUACCUAGAACUCAGUGCCGUUCAAAAUCAAUUAAAAAACGGAACUGAGAAUAAAAAAAACACAAAACCUAUAGCUAUAAUACAGUAACUGUUAUUAGCAGCUUCAGAAAAUGUUAAGAAAUAACCCACUGCUACACAGGCAGAGGAUCUCAGCCGUUGUCAAUAUUACCCGGCUGGAGUGUGGACUUGUACCUGUGAGCGAUGGUCUGUACGGUAUGUUUGUCCGUGUGUAAACGUGCCCAGCUACGCACCAGGAUGGCCCAGGACGUUAACAAAAUGAUGUCCCUCACGUACUAGUCUUCCAUACAUCACGUAUCGCCUUCACACUUUAUUUUAGACUUGCGGAAGUGUCACAUAUCUGUUGAUACCAGUGCUGCCCCCCAUUUUUUACAGGAUAAAUGAUUAAAGACGGCAAAAAGGAGAGAGAAAAAAACUACGAGGGGCGCAUCAAACAACAUUGCGUGUGUACAAAAUAAUGGCGCUAGGUUUGCAACGAAAGCUUCAGUGAAAAAAAAAAA